UAGUCCCUCAUUUUCGAGUAACAAUGACACCCUCCCACUCUAGAAGCAAUACUAAAGCUGUAGAUGAAGGGUUGGAUCUACCACACACUGCAGUCGAUGAGGCAUUACUCCAUCGCCCUAGAAGCAAUCUAGGAUCCGCCGCUCCCAAGAGCAGUUCUACAUCAACGUCACUAUUCAGGCCUAGAGAGGCAAUGGACAGGUCCACUGCUACUACCGAGUCGCACGAAGAGCUUGAAUGUACGAUUGAGGGUGUUCAGCAGUUAAAGGAGCAACUGGAUUCCAGCUGCAAGAUUGCUGAAAGGUUGGUGCAGGCACUGCUACGGAAAAUAGCCCACCUCAGAGAGGCACUAGCAAAAUGUGAUGCUGAGAGGAAGGCUGAGGCCGCGGGACGAAGGCAAGCCGACGUGAGAACACAAGCAACUUUGAAUACUGUGUGCGACGAGAGGGCAAAGCUGAGAGCCGAAGUUCAGUGCUAUAGGGACAUCGUCGGUGCUCUCGAGGAAAGUUUGAAAGACAAGAGAGGGCAUUUCGACAAUGAACAAUUGCGGGACCAAGAGAUCUACAAGUUGAGCGAAGAGAUUAGAAAGGCAAAAGCAAUUCUUUUCGAGGAGCGCAUAGUCUCGCGAGCUUUCUCCCAGCAGAUUGAAGCAAUGUAUAGAGUGAUACAGAUCCAACACAACGAACUUAAGGAACGGAAGUCGAAUAUCGAGGAUCUGGAACGAUACAUUCAAAUAAUUGAUCAGGAAUACGAGCAACUUCAGCGCCAAGAACUUGCCACAAAGAAGCUACACUUGGAUCGAGAGGCCGAGUACAACUUGGCCAGAGAACUAAGCACUGAAGUCUACGAGCUCAGGAAAACGGUUUCAGAGGUGGUCGAGAAUAAACGUUCAGUUCAGGCACAGCUAGAACAAGAACAGCAAACGACACUUACGCUGAGGCAGCAGGUCUACGAAUUGGAGAGGCAGAAAGGGGAUAUGACAAUUAGUCUAUCGAUCCGACAGCGAACGCCGGACCCCGGUCCACGAAUAGGCGAACCCGGGCUGAAUUGCGAAGGUAGUGGUAGCUCUGCUGGUGACCUGGACGCCCAAGCGGCCGACCAUACACCAACAAGGGUAGCGCUCCAGGAGCAGAUGAUGGCACUUCGAGUUACGAACCGCAAAAUGGAAGAAGAGCUACAGGGUUUUCGUGAGAUUAUUGCUGACCUCACAGGCUUUUACCCGCUCGAGAGGGUGCCGAAUAAGCUCAGUAACGGCGCGCCUUCGGCAUCACUAGAAGUCCUGGUCGCUGACACCGAUGAUGAAAUUGCAAUAAUCCCCGAGCCGAGGCUCCCGUCGCCAGUCUCUGGGCUUCAUAGGAAGGGAAAUGGCCCAAGCUUGACUAACGGCGAGUCUAGCACAGCCAAUCUCGAGUCUUUUCACAGCACGGCCAAGGGCGAGGAUGAGAAUAGCAGCCAGUGUGUGAACUAGUGUUAGUCUGCAUCGACAGAGGUGAUUUGAGUCGGACUAUGCAUUCGAAAACUAUGGGUUAUAUCAUAUGAUAACACCCAGUUGACCACCUAGCCCAGCUUUUCUGCAACUGAAAAUCUCAAGUGACGUUUCUGUUCUGAGUUCCACGAGGGAUAUGUGCUGUCGUUACACUCUUACCUUACUUACACCCCGUUACGUGGUCAGACCUAUAAGCUUCUCGGGUGUUCUAGAGCGACUAUAUUGUUGAUGCUUUGUUGCUACAACUGGCGGGAGUUCCUGCUGAUCACUUUGUUAUGUAUUGUAUCACUUAGUAAGUUAGA
Hypoxylon fragiforme is the source of this 1786-nucleotide messenger RNA. RefSeq lists its product as uncharacterized. The record is from RefSeq and is a predicted model, not a curated record. The coding region runs from base 24 to 1466 and encodes 480 amino acids. The transcript has a single exon. NCBI's taxonomy places the organism in Eukaryota, Fungi, Ascomycota, Sordariomycetes, Xylariales, Hypoxylaceae.